Molecule: messenger RNA, 1860 nt
Organism: Talaromyces atroroseus
Lineage: Eukaryota; Fungi; Ascomycota; Eurotiomycetes; Eurotiales; Trichocomaceae
Exons: 6
Coding region: 1-1860 (619 amino acids)
Cellular component (GO): lipid droplet
Source: RefSeq, a predicted model, not a curated record
AUGGCUUUGAAAUCCAGUCGCAGGGCGUCUCUGAGGCUUGACUUGUCUCAGACGUCUCCCUUGGACUCCCCCCCGGGCAUUGCAGCGCUGUUCUUGAUCCGUUUCGACAUUAAGAAAGGCUAUGUGAUUUCAUGGCAAAAGUCGGUACCGGGUGUUGACCUCGAAGGCGCCGUCGAAUACAAGUCACUACCGUCAGGGCUACACAAUGUUUCCGAAGAUCUCAUCUACUUCGUUCACGAUGAGUAUGCCGGCAUUUGCGCUUUUAUCAAUCGGCCCGCCGCAGAGACCGAGCGCAAUGCUCUGAUGUUAGCUGUUGGUGUCCUGGUUCCUUUAAGCCUUGGAAGACUAGGAAAGAAUUGGAGGCACGCAGUGGGCCUCAAGAAUCUUGCAAAUUCAAUCGCCCUCAGGCAAUGCGCCGACAAUUUAACGGACAGCCAAGCCCUCGCAGAAUAUUGGGAGAAACAUCACGUCCGCGAUAAUGAAAUGAGGCCCGAAGACUCUCCGCCAGAUUCACCAGCAGUCCUUCGCGGUAAUCCGAAACCCGAUAAUUCGCCAUGGAGAGGUUCCAUUGCCGACGCUGCAGGGUUAGAAGCUGCCAGGCCGGUUUUGGCACCUUAUCACCCUGCGUUGUCUCUUCCGGAGUUUGUGGAGAGCUUUGGGCCUCUUAUAUUCCCUCUGUAUAGAUCCUCUCUAUUACGGAGACGGAUUUUGGUCGUGACGGAAGCUCCAGUCCAAACAGCUUGUGAUUACGUGUACGGACUCGCACUACUGUCCUCCUUACCUCAAAUGCUGUCCCCUUUCUUUGACCAGGAGGGAGCGCCUUCUCUCCGUCCGCGACCACUUUUCAAUGUUGGAAUUCACGACAUUCCAUUUCUCUCAAGCAACAGCGAUGCGUCUUCGAGCUGGAUUGCCUGCACCACAGAUAAUGUCCUCACAUCAAAAACGGACUUAUUUGACAUCCUAGUCACACUACCGCCAACAGCAACCAACCCCACCCAGAAGCUACACAAGAUCUUCCCAAAAAUCUCCAUCGUCAAUAGACUUGAUCGGCAAAACACGCAAGGAGGGAAACUUACGCCCUUAAAAGCCACGCAGCGGGAUGCUCGUCGCUUCGUCAUACUCCGCGAUGGACUCCGUCGACUACCCAGUGCCGAAUCGCAAAAUGUCCAGGAGACAGACAACGACAUAGACGCCGCAUCCACUUUCUCGUCAUCUUCCAUCAUUGAGCCACUGUCCUGGCCGCGGCUCGCCUACACAUCUUUCCUCUGGUGGGCUUCUGCAGGCGAAAAGCGCUCUGGUCUAUCCGAGGAGGAAGAAGAACAGGACGAACAAGACACUAGCCUCUUAUCAAGCAGUCAUCAUCAUCGUCAUCAAGGACAACUCUCCCACCCUGGUCUUCAGUCUCAUGAAAGUGAUCAACCGCGAGAAAUCGCCCUUAUAGCCUACUUCCGACGAUUAACCACCCUUAUAUUCACCACCCUCGCUGAUGCCAUUGCCCGACAGGACGCCGUGGAAGAGACCGAUGAGUUCUCUCCCGCGGAAGAAUAUCACGAUGAUCCCGACGAACAAAUUGAAACACCAACCAUUGGCGGUGCAGCUUUCUCAGAUGAACGUGACGACGACCCACUACUACGUUCUUCAACCGGCCGAGAUGACGACGAAGACGACGCCAACAUGGAUGAUAGGCAGCACGAACCGGCACCGGUAUCGAUCACAUCCUCCGACAUCUUGGAGAUGGGACUCGACAUCUGGAGCGCCACCGAUAGAGUCUUCUUGGAAGAAUUGCUACAGGUGUGGUGGGGCCGUAAAGCGAAUGUGGACGGUACACGGAUUAGAUGUUGCGGUAUACCGAUAAUAUGA